AUGAGUACUCGCCAGUACGGAUUCAUGCCCCAGAGAAGCACCGAGGACUCCCUCUAUAAUCUAAUGCAACACAUUCACAGGAAAUUAGAUGAAAAGAAAAUAAUUGUUCUGGUUUCUUUGGACAUAGAGGGAGCCUUCGAUAGCGCCUGGUGGCCAGCUAUACGAGUCCGACUGGCUGAGGAAAAGUGCCCACUGAACCUCAGGAAGGUAUUUGAUAGCUACCCGAGGAACAGAGAGAUAGUGGUUAGGUAUGCGGGAGAGGAGUGCACCAAAAUCACUACCAAGGGGUGCGUCCAGGGUUCCAUCGGAGGACCAAUCUUGUGGAACCUCCUCCUGGACCCUCUCUUAAAAAGCCUAGAGAAUUGGGGUGAGUAUGGUCAGGCCUUCGCGGACGACGUCGUGCUUGUCUUCGAUGGUGACACCGCACUAGAGGUGCAAGGACGCGCCAAUGUCGCUCUCGAACAUGUUCGGACGUGGGGUGUCAAGAAUAAGCUUAAAUUUGCGCCCCAAAAAACAAAUGCGAUGGUUAUUACCAGAAAACUUAAACACGACACCCCACGCUUGAGGAUGGGAGGGAUAGACAUUGCCAUGUCCAGGGAAAUAAAACUCCUUGGUGUCACCAUGGACGACAGGCUGACUUUCAACACUCACGUGGCGAAUGUCUGCAGGAGGGCUACAGGAAUAUAUAAGCUACUCUCCAGAGCGGCGAGAGUGAGCUGGGGUCUCAACCCUGAUAUAGUUAGAAUUAUUUAUACGGCUACUAUAGAGCCGAUCAUCCUGUACGCUGCUAGCGUGUGGGCACCGGCGGCAAAGAAGCUGAUGACGAUCAAACAGCUUCAAGUGGUCCAGCGUGGGAUAGCGCAGAAGAUCUGUAAGGGCUAUCGAACGGUCUCCCUGAACUCGGCGCUGCUACUGGCUGGGAUACUUCCCCUUGAUCUCAGAGUGCGUGAGGCGGCCUCCCUGUACGAGGCCAAGAGGGGAGUGCCCCGGCUGGAGCUGGGGGACAGGGAGAUCGAGCGGGUGGCCCCGGCCAUUGAGGCGCCACACCCCGCUGAGCGUAUCAGCCUGAGGCUCGUGAGCCUGGUAGAUCGGGAACAGCUCAACCAAAACAGUGACUUUGAAAUUCGUAUAUUUACUGACGGGAGCAGGAUUGAGGGCAAAGUCGGAGCUGCCUUGUCUGUGUGGAACGGCGAGACCGAAAUAAAAGCCUUCAAGCUUGCUCUCCCAGGGUAUUGCACCGUCUACCAGGCUGAACUUCUGGCUAUAUGCAAGGCCACACAUGUGAUUCUCGGACACCCAGCGUCUUCUUUUGGAGUCUACAGUGAUUCAAUGGCAGCUCUACAAACGGUCAUAAAUCAUAGUUGCCUCCAUCCCCUUGCAGUAGAGAGCAGAGAUAAAUUAACAACAGCAUCUCUCCAGGGUAAGGUUGUUACCUUAUUCUGGAUUAAGGCUCAUGCAGGGAUGGAGGGUAACGAAAGAGCUGACCAGCUUGCCAAAAGUUCCGCUUUGGGUUCCAAAAGAAGACCUGAUUACGAUCUGUACCCGGUCUCAUUCGCCAAGCGAAGCAUUCGACUUGCGACGCUUGACGAAUGGAAUCGCAGAUAUCGAACUGGAGAAACCGCGUCGGUCACAAAGAUAUUCUUCCCGGAUGCUGUGACGACUUGCGUGAUCGGUCGGCGCGGCCUACUCUUUGUGUCGGUUGGUGGUGUUUUUACAAAUCCACACGACUUUUCUCCACUGACCCCAGCUCACUUCCUGAUCGGUCGGUCUCUGGCAGCUCCUGCAUGCGAAGACUUGACGGCGGCUACGGAUUCCCAGCUAACACGCUAUCACAGAAUCGAACAGCUGCGACAACAUUUCUGGAAGCGCUGGUCUAAGGAAUACGUGGUAGAAUUGCAGACGAGAACGAAGUGGAAGACCAAUCAAAGCGAUAUUGCUCUGGAUACGCUUGUCUUGAUAAAGGACGACAAUCUACCUCCACUCAAAUGGAAGCUCGGCCGUGUGAUUAAGGUGUUCCCAGGCAACGAUGGCGUGUGUCGGGUUGCUGAUGUUCGGACUGCUACUGGCAUCUUAAGACGUUCGUUUGCGAAGAUUUGUCCGCUUCCACUGCAACCGGAGGAUACAGAGGGCGAGUAA
Bombyx mori (domestic silkworm) is the source of this 2136-nucleotide messenger RNA. RefSeq lists its product as uncharacterized. NCBI's taxonomy places the organism in Eukaryota, Metazoa, Arthropoda, Insecta, Lepidoptera, Bombycidae. The transcript has 3 exons. The record is from RefSeq and is a predicted model, not a curated record. Bases 1 to 2136 code for a protein of 711 amino acids. Gene Ontology annotation, molecular function: nucleic acid binding; RNA-DNA hybrid ribonuclease activity.